GCCGCUGGUCUGCUCUGAGCCACCGUCCAGAAAUGGUGUAGAAUAUCAGGAAAAACAGCCAGGGAAAAGAGCCAGAAAGAGGAGCAAGGCUUUACGGUAACGCAUGAGUCUAUGUGCUGGAAUGGUACACGCGCUCAGCACACUUAACCUGGAAAGCAGCCAGCAUCUCUCUUUGUGCCGGUCUACUCAGCUGUGGAAGGCAAGGUCCGUCUGAGUCAGAUGGCUCAAUUACGGGCUACCCGACCAAUCUUGCCUCGGGAUCAGAGGGUAUCUCUGUCUUACACACUGUAACAAAGGCUGUGCCCCGCUUGCUCUGUUUGGACAAGACCCAUCGACCAUCAUUGGCCUCAGGGGAUAACCCCAGCAUCACCAAGGACAUGCUACUUUGUAGAGCAGAGGAUGUGGAAGCUGACUAUAAUGCCAGGACCCUCUCAUUCAUUAGACAUUAACCAGGCACAGGAGAGCCAUUCAGAAGAGUCGGGGGUCAAAGGUGAGAAGAGCAGAGGGCACCAUGGAGAGUGAGCCGGGGGCCCCUGCCCCCACGGCCAACAGCACCGGGACCGCCACCGCCUCCACCGCCACCUCCUCCAGCACCACAGCUGCCAGCAGCAGUAGUACCUCUAACACUACUGCUACUACUUCUACCACUCCCUCCAGCAGUAGUAGUAGUAGUAGUAACACAAACAGUAGUGCCAGUAGUAGUACUGUAGCAGGGAGGCAGGCGGUGCCUCAGAUAUCUGUUUACAGUGGGAUACCCGACCGGCAAACAGUGCAGGUGUUCCAGCAGGCGCUACACAGACAGCCUAACACAGCAGCACAGUACCUGCAGCAGAUGUACGCGGCUCAGCAGCAGCAUCUGAUGCUACAGACCGCUGCCCUCCAGCAGCAGCACAACCUCAGCACCGCUCAGCUGCAGAGCCUGGCUGCUGUCCAGCAGGCCAGUAUCGCUGCUGGCCGGCAAAGCUCUUCACAGAACGGCACUUCAUCCCAGCAAACAGGAACAACUCAAGCUACGCAGUUCCAUUUCCUGUGUUGCGUGCCCGAUAUCAGGACUACACCAGCAGCACACCUUAAGAAAAGAAUCAACCUGACCACCUCCCCGGCAGCAGCGCAGCUCAUCAGCAGGGCCCAGAGCAUAAGCUCCACCCCCACCAGUAUUUCCCAGCAGGCUGUUCUACUGGGCAGCCCAUCCAGCCCCACGCUCACAGCCAGCCAGGCACAGAUGUACCUGCGUGCACAGAUGGCCCAGCAGAGUAACCUGGUGCAGGUGGCCCGGAGUCUGGGCCGGGCGGUUCCUCUGUCCCCGCAGCUCAUCUUCACUCCAACUGCCACAGUGACGGCUGUCCAGUCAGAGAGCUCCUCGCAGGCCUCCUCACAGAAUCAGGUCCAGAAUCUAGCUAUCCGUGGCCAGCAGGGGGCGACCACGUCCUGCUCUCACACUCAGACCCUGCAGGCUCUCAGUCUGAAGCAGAGCCCCGUUCCCAUCCAGCCGGCCAAUCUGAAGAAUCCAAGCCAAGUAGCGCAGGCCUCCACAGGAGCAAAGGGCGGCUCCUCUGACAGUUCAUCUGAAGCUGGGAAGAAGGGGGACAACUCAGAACCCCGAGCUAUAAACAUGAGCCGCAACGUCACAUCUAUCAGCGCUCAGCCACUGAUUGCUCCAGCGUACACUCAUAUCCAGCCCCACUCCCUGGUUCAGCAGCACAAGCAGCAGCAGCAGCAGCAACAGCAGUUUGUGGUCCAUCAGAGUCAAGCCUCCCAGAGGGCCGCGGGCCAGCUGCUGCAAACAGCCUCCAUUCAACCGUCUCAGCACCCAGUUCCUGUGCUGCCCAAACCUGCUCCGCACCAGCCCUCCAUGCCCAGCCAGCAGGCCACCAUAUUCCACUCCACCAUCAGCCCCCACGCCCUCCACUCCUCCCUGAACCACGCCAAAGCUCAGCCCGUCCAGCUCACUGCCAUCAACCUGCAAAUACAUCCAACAGCCUCCCGAAUGCUUCACGACAAUAAAGAUAAACCGACCUCACUGGUGGUCAGAGAGAUGUGUCCACCCCCUGCCACGCAGCAGCAGCAACCACCACAACAACAACAACAACAACAGCAACCGCAGCAGCAGCAGCAGCAGCAGCAGCAGCAGCAGCAGCAGCAGCAGCAGCAGCAGCAACCUCCUCCACCUGCACCAUCUCAACCCACCAAGCCUGUCGAGCUGCCCAAAGUCGAGCCACCCACACCAGCUGUCCAGCCACAAGCAGGCGGAGGCUCAACCAAGAGGCCGAGUGCUGCGCCACCUGGGACCCCACCUCCAGCCAUGACCUCCGGAAAUGAGAGCGAAGCGCCCACCGUGACCGGCAGCACGCCGCAGAACGGCGAGAACAAACCGCCACAGGCCAUCGUCAAGCCGCAGGUCCUCACACAUGUCAUCGAAGGCUUUGUCAUCCAGGAGGGGGCCGAGCCGUUCCCCGUGUGUGUGGAGCGUCUGCCCAUUCUCAUCGACAGCCCGAAGAAGAUGGAUCAUCCGCUCUCCUCGGACCCCGACAAGACCCCCGUCAGCAACGCAGCAAACAGCGACUCCGAGACCGAGGACAUGAACACAUCAGAAAAAGAACAAGAACCCAAGCUGACAUGUGAAUACUGCGGCUGGGUCGAUUUUGCCUACACAUUUAAAGGUUCUAAAAGAUUCUGCUCCGUGGUUUGUGCAAAGAGGUACAACGUGGGCUGCACAAAACGGAUAGGCCUUUUCCGUCCAGAGAGGAGUAAACCGACCAAUCGCUGGCGUAGAAGAUCUCAGGGUCGCAGCAGUAUAGAGGCGAAGAAGCAGAAGCUGUCCCCCUCCCCGCAGCAGACUCAGGGUGGCUCUGUCUCCUCCCCCCACCCCUCGCAGCCCAGUCAGGAGGAGUCCAGCCCGUGUUCGGACAUGUCCAGCUACGAGGAACCGCCCUCCCCGCUCUCUGCAGCCAGCUCGGGGACCCUGCCCCCCGCCCCGGCCCCCGCUCAGGUCCCCGUACACCGGCACCCGAGCAGGGCCUCGGAACAGGAGGUCUGUGCUGUCAGAGACUCGCCUUCGCUCUGCUUCAUACCCAACGACCCCACCAAGUGGAACGUGGAACAAGUUUACGACUUCAUCCGAUCACUGCCAGGCUGUCAGGAGAUCGCAGACGAGUUUCGAUCUCAGGAGAUUGACGGACAGGCCAUGCUCCUGUUGAAGGAGGACCACCUCAUGAGCGCCAUGAACAUUAAACUGGGACCUGCACUCAAGAUCUUCGCACGCAUCAACAUGCUCAAAGACUCUUAGCACGUGCAUUGAUCUUGAUUAAUCUUUUUUUGUGUGAGAGAAGAGCGUAAAACAGGUAAAUGAUUUCCUCAUAGCACCGACAACACGGACUGACUGCUGCACUAUGACCUCAUCACUACUGAAGCCCCUCAAGCACUAAAAUCCUGCGUUUACAUGCAUUCAGUCACAAGGAAUACAAUCUGGAGCCACAGUGAGAUCUGUGCUUUAUGACAAAUGUUGAUUCUCACAUUGAAUGAGUGUAUCUGGAUAUCUGAUCUUGAUAAGGAACAAAGCAUGCAAAGGUGUAAGAGUACAAGCAUGCAGAACAUAUCGCAUUCAGGCUGCCAUAUAAUCCACCAGACCUGGGCGGUAUACUGCGAAGCGAGUUCAACAGAGCCAUAUCGUGUCAUUUCAUGACUAUUAUAUUUGAUUUACCACUCGAUGAAAUCUGUGCCUCUUGUGUGCCACAACUGCAGCUCUUAAACUUUGAAGCAAAAAGCAUGAGAAUAAAUUCUGCUCACUGAUUGACUAUAAAGGCCUGCUAUUUACAGGAACUAGUUAGAGAACAGUGGUGUUGGCUUAUUUUAAUCUGAACAUAACCUUGAAAGGAGCAGGUUAUGUCUGCAGCAUAAGUUACCAUGGCAAUCUAGCCAGGUUAAGAGAGCCACCUUCGUAGUACAGUAAACUCUGGCUUUAGGCUCAACAUACCUCGCUAACCCUCUAACUUGGCUUCGUAGUAUACCCCUCUGAUCUGGGUGUGGCCCUGCUUACAUGGUGUUCAGAUCUCAGCCAGGUGAAAUGCUUAAUGUUUGUGCAUUUAAAGCUUUUAUAAUGCAAUUAGCGUGUAGGACAACAUGCAUGAAAGGACACUGCAGAUUCGAGUUGCAGUUUAGACCUCCAACCCCAUAGUGCGCCCCAGUUAAAGUACAUUAUUGAAUGCAAAACAACACGCAGCAAGUUGAUAAAAUCACCCAACCAAGCUGCCAAUCAGAAAGUUACAAAGACCUAAGACAUGCCAUUUUGUCUUACCGUGACAUGUUUGUGAUUAAUACAGGGUGUGGAUUUAGAGGUAGUCUAUUAAAUGUCAUCAUCCAGAUAACACAUCUAGAUUCAGACUCUUUAGAUUAUAGCAGGUGUAAACAGUCAUGGAUUUGGCCAGAGAAAGAAAAAGUUGAAUGCAAGAGAACUCUUUUGAGAAGAACGAGCCUGCCAAAGUGCACUACCUGCUCAGUGGGGUCUGUUGGGGUCAUACUGCAGCACAGUCGUUGCUGAAUUAGGGCAUUAAUACAAACAUGAGUGAAUUCUGAAUUAAUUAAUAUUAUAUUAUUAGAGAUGUUUUUGUACAGUUUGGUUAGUGUAUGAAUGAAAGAGAACCAUUUCUCUUUGUAUGUGUGGCAGGGAACAGAAGAUUGCAUUCAUUAAAAUGUUCUCAUUUUUAUUCAGCAGAUGCUCCUUUUCCUUUUUUCACAAUAAGAACCUCACUGCUCUAGAAUACAAAGCUUGAAUGCAGAGAAACCGUUUACGCAGUGUCUUUUGUGACAUCGAUUUCCCUUUCAUGAGAAACUGGCCAGUUUUUCCCCUGUAGUUUUAAACUGCUUACAAAUUAUUUUUCACCGCUUUUCAAGAUGAUUUACUAAAAUAAGACAUUGAUUUCUUGUCUCAGUUUCAUAGGAGGACACUAAGUUAUCUGAGGAACAAUUGUGGUGUGCUGCUCUCUUCACAAAGCCCAACUUUUGGCACUUAUUUUCCUUUUUGUCUGCUUUAAUGUUUGAGACACUCCACCUGAAGUGAGGGCAGUGAUUGUGCAGAAAAGCAAACGCAUGUAUUUGUACAUAGAAGCUUGAACUAAGUGUAAAACUGUCAUUUUUUAAGUUAUCCUUGUUAUUUUAAAACAGAAAUGUAAUUAUGUUCAAUAUUUUUGAAAUAUGCAAAUGUAUAAAUAUCAUGGCCUGGGAGUUGUUUUUUUCCCCAAUAUGUUCAAAUCUAUUUGUGUUUUGUGGCUGUGAAGGAAGGUCAACUUUUAUAGGUGAGGCUUUGUCAAAUGCUUGUAUUUAUCAAAACAGUUUGUUACACAACAUUUUGCAAUUAUAAAUUAUUUGCAAUGCA
Molecule: messenger RNA, 5371 nt
Organism: Trematomus bernacchii (emerald rockcod)
Lineage: Eukaryota; Metazoa; Chordata; Actinopteri; Perciformes; Nototheniidae
Gene: phc2b
Product: polyhomeotic homolog 2b (Drosophila)
Exons: 17
Coding region: 512-3286 (924 amino acids)
Cellular component (GO): PRC1 complex; nucleus
Molecular function (GO): zinc ion binding; protein binding
Source: RefSeq, a predicted model, not a curated record